ACUCCCUAACAGACAAUUGGAUAUAGACCGUUGAGUUAAGCCCUUCCAACGACCAUAACUUUACGUGGCGGGGAAGCCUGUGCCUGAGAAUUCAGAAACCUCACCGCCACUCCUGAUGUUUCAUGCACCUUCUUCCGUUCAACCUCAUCCGUAUUCAAUUCCUUUUUGUGCAAAAAACUCAAUCUUUCUCCUACUUAAGCCAUCUUACUGCCGCCACUUUUAUCAUCACUAUGAACAUCACUUCCACUUCCACUCCCAAUAUCCAUCCUCCUGAGCUUCCUUUCUUUCCAAUUGAACCCUCUCAACCUCGGAAAUUUCGCAUUCACAGACGCCGAAGGCUUAAAUCCAACUGGAGACUUGCCGUCAGGAAUCAUUCGGGCUCUUUGAUACCGGCGCCAUUCCAUAAUUUAUUCCACAGCUUAAUCACCCAGUGUCCUUCUGUCCAUACCUUGGAUUUGUUCGCUCCAGCGCUUGGUUUCGCUUCUGGGGUCGCUCUAUUUUGGUCGCGAUUCAAAUCACACAAGAAUUCUUCGGUUUUGGAUAUCGGGGAAUGGAUCUUGUUCACUAGUCCGACGCCUUUUAACCGUUUUGUCUUGCUGCGAUGCCCGUCGAUAUCGUUUCGAGGAAGUAAGUUCUUGGAGGAUGUGAACGAGAAGCUCGUGAAGGAGGAAAGGCAUUAUGUGAUGGUUAACGGUGGCAAGAUUCAAUUGAGGAGCCACGAUGAUGAAAAGACCGUUUUGGAGGAUGGUAACUUGACUUAUCAAAGAGUAUGCGUCACCACCGAAGAUGGAGGUGUUAUUUCGUUGGAUUGGCCGGCCAAUUUGGCCUUGGAAGAGGAGCGUGGCUUGGAUUCUACUUUGUUGCUAGUUCCUGGCACGCCUGAAGGGAGCAUGGACAGAAACAUUAAGUCAGUAGUACUUGAAGCUCUCAAGAGGGGUUUUUUCCCUGUUGUGAUGAAUCCAAGAGGAUCUGCUGGUUCACCUCUCACUACUGCCCGGUUAUUUACAGCUGGUGACAGUGAUGAUAUCUGCACAGCUAUCAAGUAUAUUAAUGCAGCAAGACCAUGGACGACAUUGAUGGGUGUUGGAUGGGGAUAUGGUGCAAAUAUGUUGACGAAAUACUUGGCAGAGGUUGGGGAGAGAACACCAUUGACAGCUGCAACAUGCAUCGACAAUCCUUUUGAUUUAGAGGAAGCUACAAAGUCCACACCUUAUCACAUUGCCACUGAUCAGAAACUCACUGGAGGACUGAUAGAUAUUCUGCGAACCAACAAGGAACUGUUCCAAGGCAAAACAAAAGGUUUUGAUGUGGAAAAUGCUUUAUUGGCAAAGACUGUUCGUGAUUUUGAGAAAGCAAUAUCUAUGGUAUCUCAUGGAUUUGGGGCUAUUAAAGAUUUUUAUUCAAAAUCUGGCACGAGAAAUGUGAUUGGAAAAAUCAAAAUUCCUGUUCUAUUUAUACAGAGUGAUGAUGGGACAGUCCCAGUUUUUUCAAUUCCACGCAAUAAGAUUGCUGAAAAUCCAUUCACUAGCCUGCUCCUUUGUUCUUGUUUACCAUCUAGUGUUACUGGAAAUGACAGGUCUGCUAUAUAUUGGUGCCAGCUUUUAACGAUGGAGGGGUAUUCUUAUACACGGUAUUUGCAGUGGCUUACUGCUGUGGAGAUUGGACUCUUAAAGGGCCGCCAUCCUCUUCUGACAGAUAUAGAUGUUACCAUAAAUCCAUCAAAAGGAUUAUCUGUUGCAGAGGAUAUAAAAUCAGAUAAGAAAACUAAAGGGAGUAGAUUUUUGGACCUUUCCCGGUCAGAUGUAUAUAAUGGAUACACAAUUGGCCCUGGAGAGGGUAUGCUUGAAGGAAGUAGCACUGAUGCUAGCUCGCACUUUAGGUACCAACAAGGUUUAGAAGGGAACCUUGAGCUUGGGGAUAUGAGUUUGCAAGGAGAUAAUGGUCCAUUACAGCCAAUUACCUCCCCUGUUGGAGUUGUGGUUGAAGAGAAGAAUAUUGGUUCAACAGAUAGUGAACGAGGUCAAGUUCUACAGACAGCAAAAUUGGUGAUGAACAUGCUUGAUGUUACCGUGCCUGGCACCUUAACAGAAGAGAAGAAGAAUAAGGUCUUGACUGCCAUGGAUCGAGGAGAGACACUUAUAAAAGCUUUACAAGAUGCUGUGCCAGAAGAUGUUCGUGGUAAGCUUACAGCUGCUGUGACAGGUAUUUUGAAAGCACAGGGCACUGACUUGAAGUUUGAUAGGGUUAUUAGCAUUCCUCUGGCUCCUGAUUCACUAUCAGUGAAAAAGAGCCAAUCCUCUUUGAAUCAGAUGAAUGGUACUGUUAGUUCUGUCGAUAACCAUGCUGGUGCUUUAAGUGGCAUGGGUGAGCCCGCUGGAGGAACAGAGUUAGAGGUUCAUCCCUCACAAAAGCCUCAAAAUUCUACUAAUCUAACUCAAUCUCAAGACCCAAACAAUGAAAUUGGUUCUUCUGGUUGUUUCGCGAAGGAAACCAGCGGGUCCAGAAGCAAUAUUGAUAACAAGGAGCAAUUAGAUGAAGCAGUUGCUUCAGAGAUUGAACUCAGCAAAAAAGAAUUGGAGUCAGAUUCUAAGUCACAUUCUACCAGCCAAAAUGAAGAGGUGGCGGCAGCUGGUGAUGAGCAAAAAAGCCUAAACAGUAGAUCAGCUCAAACUCAAAUAAACACAGAGGAGGAAAAUAAUACCCAGAAGGUGCAGCAGAAAACUCCAGAUUGCUCUAGUGGUCAAAGUAAAAUGACAUCAAAUAAUGCAAAAGAAGAAUCUCAUUUAUCUCCUGUAUCCUCUGAGCCACAAACUACUGAAAAGGAAAGUAAUAACAUUGAGAAGAAAGAGAACAAUAAUUUGCAGAAUGUUACAGAUCAAACUAACUCUUCGAGUUCUGAUUCUAGUGCCACUUCCUUCAGCGUUUCCCAAGCAUUGGAUGCCUUGACAGGGAUAGAUGAUUCCACCCAAGUGGCUGUUAAUAGUGUUUUUGGUGUGAUAGAAAAUAUGAUAUCUCAGCUUGAGGAGAGUUCAGACAACAAAGAAGCCAAGGAUGGAAAAGAUGGUGAUCAUGAGUUUCAAGGAACACAAAAAUGCGAUAGCCAAAUCUUGGAAUCCGGCACAUCAGGUGAUCCUUCUGUACAUGAUCACCAUGAUGGCAUUUACUCACAGAAUGAUACCUUUAUGGAGGAACAACUAACUAAAAGCCUCAGCACAGGUAGUGAGAGUAGUGUUUUCAUCCCUCAAAAAAGCAACUCUGAUGACCAUGUAGCUCAGAAGAGUAGUCAAUGGCAUGAUAAAAGAGUUCUUUUUGAUAACUGUGAUGGACAUGGAGAAGUAAACAGGAUGCCACAAUACAUAGCUGCAAAUUCAUACAAGGAUCCUCUUUACAGUCAAUAUCUUAUCACAAACACUCCCACCAAAUCACUUGAUUUAGACAUGACUACUGCAUUGCUACUUGACUAUUUCCCAGAAGAAGGUCAAUGGAAGCUCUUGGAACAACCACAAAAUACAGAAAUCUCUUCUGUUAAUGAUGAGGAUGCGGGCUACAAGAGGAAUGCUCACGCAUCUGCAAAAUCUUCCGAUACAGAGCAAUGUAUUGAACCAUCAUAUGUAAUAUUACUUUCAGAAAAUCAACAAGAACCCAUAAGAGAGUUUGCCAUAGAAGAAAACAUGAACGAAAAAAUUGAUACGAGUUGUGACAGAUCAGAGGAAUUGAUUCUAAUUGUGAGAAAGACCUUAUUAAACUCUUUGAAAAUGGAAGUUAAUCGCAAGCUGAAUUCAGAAGAAAUGAAAGAAAUGAAACAGAAGCUUGUUGGGGACCUCGAACAUGUGGCAGACGCCAUAUCACAAACUGUUAGAUUUAGUCAGGUCCAAUUACCACAUCCAGAAACUCAAUUACAUAAUAUUGAGGGUGCUGAUGCAAAAGUUGGUACCCUGGAUGGGGAGCACAUUAUUCAGGUAAUAUCAUCUGCUGUUCAGGAGACAAGCUACUUGAGAGGAGUGAUGCCUGUUGGUGUUAUUGUAGGAACUAGCUUAGCUGCAUUGAGGCAAUAUUUUCAUGUAGCUACAGCUCAAGAUAGUGGCGAGAGAGGAUCUCUGAUUGAUCAUGAUGGUGGAAAACCUUGUAGAAGCAACUAUGACAAUGUUAGUGAAACAGAGAUAGCUCGAGAACAUGAAGAGAAACCUAGUUUGGAUCAUUCUGUGAAGAGAGAUGGGGUAAAAAGUGAAGCAGAAGAUCUAAACAAAAGUUCCAUCAUGGUUGGUGCAGUUACGGCUGCUCUUGGGGCUUCCGCUUUACUUAUGCAAGAGCAGGAUCCAUGCAGAGGUAAUGAAACUGCUGAAAGGUCAUCCUCAUCAUCGAAAAUGAAAUAUAGUCAUCAUAAAAAGUCUGACAAGCUUGACGAGGCAGUCUCUGAGAAAAACCAUAAUAGUAUAGUCACAAGCCUUGCUGAGAAAGCUAUGUCAGUUGCUGGUCCAGUUGUACCUACUAAAGAUGAUGGUGAAGUGGAUCAAGAAAGACUGGUUGCGAUGCUGGCUGAUUUAGGACAAAAGGGUGGCUUGCUGAGGCUAGUUGGCAAACUUGCUUUGCUAUGGGGUGGUAUACGUGGUGCUAUGAGUUUGACAGACCGGCUUAUCUCAUUCUUGCGUAUUGCUGAUCGUCCCUUAUUACAAAGGAUUUGCGCAUUUGUUGGAAUGGUCCUUGUUCUAUGGUCCCCUGUUGCCAUUCCAUUGCUUCCGACUUUGGUUCAAAGCUGGACAACAAAUAGUCCUUCCAGAAUUGCUGAGCUUUCUUGCAUUAUUGGACUCUACACUGCUACAACAAUACUUGUUGUGUUAUGGGGAAAAAGAAUCCGUGGGUAUGAAAAUGCACUACAGCAAUAUGGGCUGGACUUGAGAUCACCGAGAAAGCUAUUUGAUUUUUUGAAGGGCUUGAUUGGUGGGGUCCUCAUUGUUUCUUUAAUUCAUGGUACAAACGCAUUACUUGGUUAUGCAAUUUUCUCUUGGCCUCCCAUUCCACCUUCUUUGGAUAUCAUGACUUGGCUCAAAGUGCAAGGACAUAUAGUUGUGCUGGUUGUUCAAGGGGUUGUAAUGGCAGUGGCAACUGCACUUGUGGAAGAAUUACUUUUCAGGUCCUGGCUGCCCCUAGAAAUUGCUGUUGAUCUUGGAUAUCAUCGUGGAAUUAUCAUAUCUGGGAUUGCCUUUUCUUUAUUUCAGAGGUCUCCACAAGCAAUACUAGGACUUUGGCUUUUAUCGCUGUCUCUGUCGGGCACCCGACAGAGACAUGGAGGUAGUCUCUUGAUCCCAAUUGGGCUACGCACGGGGAUGAUGGCGUCCAAUUUUAUCUUGCAAAAGGGCAAAUUUUUAAGCUAUGGGAGCAACUUCCCUGUUUGGUUAAUUGGGACUCAUCCAUUCCAGCCAUUCAGUGGGAUCGUUGGUUUGUUAUUUUCGCUAUCAUUGACGAUGCUUCUCUACCCCACACAGGCCUUACAGAAAAGAGAAGUGAGGGACUAAUAAGUGGAAAAUCUAUUGGUCGAUGGGGUUCUGUUCUGAUACCCUCUGCCCCACUAACAUUCCGAGUGUUUUCUCUGCUGUGAAUUCAACAUUGGAGGAUGGAAGAGAGGAGGGACAAUGGAGACUGGGGGGAAUCGUGUCAUACAAAGCCUGCGGCACCUGUCAUAUUUUUACGAUCGAAGAAUGGAGACAUGAUUUAGAAAAUACGAGAUUAUUAUUAUUAUUAUUAUUAUUAUUAUUAUUAUUAUUAUUAUUAUUAUUAUUUUGGUAUAUACAAGGCAAUAGGCCUUUAGAGGGUUCUCUUUUGGCCAAAGCAUAGAGUACAGGGUUUACUCGUCAGGUUUUUCUAGUUAUAUCAUCAUACACGUGAGAUCCUGCGGGAUCUUAAAUGUGUACAUUUUUGUUAAGGUACAUGUACAUUGUGAACUCUCCAGUAACAAGUUACUUCAAUAUCUAUGGACGAGCGAGAAUUCGUCCCCUCUGCUAAACGAACUUCGCUCUUCUCGUUCAA
This is a messenger RNA of Prosopis cineraria, 6024 nucleotides long. RefSeq lists its product as uncharacterized. Gene Ontology annotation, molecular function: metalloendopeptidase activity. NCBI's taxonomy places the organism in Eukaryota, Viridiplantae, Streptophyta, Magnoliopsida, Fabales, Fabaceae. Bases 123 to 5513 code for a protein of 1796 amino acids. The transcript has 11 exons. Gene Ontology annotation, cellular component: membrane. The record is from RefSeq and is a predicted model, not a curated record. Gene Ontology annotation, biological process: CAAX-box protein processing.